AUGGACCAGAAUGAUAGUGAUUUUUUUUUCUUUUCCAGGUUUGUAUUUCAACAAUCGGAAAAGUUUGCAAAGGUGGAAAACGAAUACCAAUUACUGAAAAUAGAAAACAACGAAUUCCAAGGGCUUCAAAGUAAAAUCAGUUUAAUUUCAGAAAAGCUUGAGUCUACUGAAAGUAUCCUGCAAGAAGCUACAUCAUCCAUGUCUUUGGUGACCCAGGUUGAACAGGAAGUAUCCAGCCUCCAGCAUAUCAUGCAUGACAUUCAAAUUAGUGAAGAGAUGCUCGCUCAAAAGAUGCAAAGCCUUAAUGAGAAAUUCCAAAAUGUCACAAAUUUCUGGGAGAGAAGCCUGGAAGAAAUGAAUGCUGAUACAGACACUUUCAAAUCAGAAUCAAAGCAUAUGCAUUCGCAAGUGACUGUCCAAAUUAACUCAGCUGAACAAGGAAUAAAGUUGCUCACGGAAAGGGUAAAAGAUCUGGAAGACAGCACACUCAGAAAUAUCAGAACAGUGAAAAGACAAGAAGAAGAGGAUCUUCUGCGAGUCGAAGAGCAGCUGGGCUCUGAUGCAAAAGCAGUGGAAAAGUUGGAAGAGGAACAGCAUGCUCUCUUGGCCAGAGAUGAAGACCUGACUAAUAAGCUUUCCAACUACGAACCCAAAGUUGAGGAAUGCAAGACACAUUUGCCAACCAUUGAAAGUGCAAUUCGCUCUGUUCUCAGAGUCUCUCAGGAUCUGAUAGGGACAGAAAAGAAAAUGGAAGAUUUAACUCUUCAGAUGUUCAAUAUGGAAGAUGAUAUGCUGAAAGCAGUAUCUGAGAUCAUGGAGAUGCAGAAAACUCUUGAAGGACUUCAGUACGACAACAGCAUAUUAAAGAUGCAAAAUGAACUGGACGUUCUGAAAGGAAAAGUUCAUGACUUUAUAGUAUAUUCAAGUGCAGGGGAAAAGGGAACUUUAAAAGAACGUAAUCUAGAAAAUAAAGGAAUUGAUAGUGACCUUUAAA
This is a messenger RNA of Myotis brandtii (Brandt's bat), 994 nucleotides long. RefSeq names its product inhibitor of nuclear factor kappa-B kinase-interacting protein. Lineage: Eukaryota; Metazoa; Chordata; Mammalia; Chiroptera; Vespertilionidae. The coding region runs from base 1 to 993 and encodes 330 amino acids. The record is from RefSeq and is a predicted model, not a curated record. The transcript has 3 exons.